UAGCGACAAGCCCAAUGGUUGCUCGACUCGAGAGACAGGCAUCUAUGAGACCCGACAGGGGGACCAAUAGCGACGAACAAUGCCGACUAAUUAGAUGGUCGAUUGAUCGUAAAUGGGAACUGUUGGGGGCCUGAUCCGCUUAUGUAUAAUUCUCUGAAUGAACAACACAUAACUAAAGGAGUUACAGAAAACGGAUACGGAAGCAUGUUUCAACUCGAAAUGUGCCGGAGUUAAGCUCUCUCGACACUCCUUAAAACCCCACACGGAUCGAUUCAGCAGUACGUCUGCUUCCCUCGGCUGAAACACAUCGCUGUAACAGUGGAGGUAACUUCACGGGAUAUAUUCGCUCCAAGGAUAGCCGCAGAAUUUGUUAAAUCAUUUACUCAGUUUAGUGCUAGCUGCAGUUGACGUGUAUAUUCCUUGGAAUAUUUUUGGAGCAGUGUUUGGAAAAGUACCGCCUAAACUCCACAAGCAACUUAAUAAUUUCUUUAAAAGGAUCAGAUACCUGAAGUAUAUUGAGCUAUCUUGUAAAUAUGGCCGAAGAACAAGACGCAAUGUUUACCAAACUGUCUGAAGCUGAAAACUGCAACUCUCUUCUUAAGAAACACCUUACGAAAGAGGUGUAUGAAAAAAUCAAGGAAAAGAAGACAAGUCUUGGAGGAACCCUGGCUGACUGCAUCCGAUCGGGAUGUGAAAACCUGGAUAGCGGCGUGGGCAUCUAUGCUUGUGACCCAGAGGCCUACACGACGUUUUCUGAAGUCUUCGACACCGUCAUCAAGGACUACCACAAAAUCCCAGACAACAAGCCAAUCAAACAUCCAAACUGCGACUUUGGCGAUGGCGAUAAGAUGAAACUAGAAGACCUUGACCCCGAAGGGAAGUACAUCAUCUCCACCAGGGUCAGAGUUGGAAGGUCACACGAUGGACUCGGAUUUCCGCCAAUUCUUACCAAAGAGCAAAGAGAAGAGAUGGAGAAAAAGACAGUAGCAGCCUUUGACACGCUCCCUGAAGAACUGAAAGGAACAUAUCACCCACUGACAGGCAUGACACCGGAAACACAAAAGGAGUUGACAGACGAACACUUCCUGUUUAAUGACCAUGACAGAUUUUUGCGUGCUGCCGGCGGCUAUAACGAUUGGCCUACUGGCAGAGGCAUCUUCUACAACAACGACAAGACCUUCCUUGUGUGGGUGAACGAGGAGGACCAUCUCCGUCUCAUCUCCAUGCAGAAGGGCGGCGACUUGGGAGCUGUCUACAAGCGUCUAGUAACGGCUGUCAAAUCCAUGGAACAGACGCUGAAAUUCGCCCGGAACGAACAUCUUGGAUUCCUGACGUUCUGUCCCAGCAACCUGGGAACCACUCUACGAGCAUCUGUGCAUAUCAAGAUCCCAGCCGUCGCUGCCAAGCCCGACUUCAAGGAGAUCUGUGACAAAUACAACCUUCAGGCCAGGGGCAUCCACGGCGAGCACACUGAGAGCGAGGGUGGCGUCUACGACAUCUCCAACAAACGUCGUCUUGGUCUGACGGAGGCGCAAGCCGUUACUGAAAUGUACAACGGCGUGAAGGAGAUCCUGAAACUGGAGAAGGAACUGACUUGGAACCCAGAUAGUCUGGAGGCAAUGUACGACCACGUGUCCAAGGCUAAGAACUGCAAGUCUUUGAUGAAGAAAUACUUCAGCAAGGAUGUCCUUGAAAAGUGCAAGGACAAGAAGACAUCCCACAAUGCAACACUGUCGGACUGUAUUAUGUCAGGAGUGAAGAAUCUAGACAGUGGAGUGGGCAUCUACGCAGCUGACCCAGAAUCCUACAACACGUUUGCUGAAAUCUUUGACCCGGUCAUCCGGGACUACCACAAGCUGUCCACCAAGGAGCCCAUCUCCCACCCGCCGUCAAACUUCGGCGACAUCGAAAACUUAGGUUUCUCCGACCUUGACCCCGAAGGUGACCUCAUCGUUUCCACCAGGAUCCGCGUUGGAAGAAGUCACAAGGAGUAUGCGUUCCCCCCAGUUCUUACAAAAGAGGACCGCGAGGCUAUGGAGAAGGAGUGUCAGGAAGCUCUGGGAUCCCUGGAGGGCCAGCUGAAGGGGUCCUACCACCCACUGGCGGGCAUGACGCCGGAAAUGCAAGACCAGCUCACCAAGGAUCACUUCCUGUUCAACGAUCACGACAGGUUCCUGAAGGCAGCCCGUGGUUACGACGACUGGCCAACUGGGAGAGGCAUCUACUUCAACGACGAGAAGACCUUCCUUGUGUGGGUGAACGAGGAGGAUCACCUUAGAAUUAUCUCCAUGCAGAAGGGCGGUGACAUUGGAGCUGUCUAUAAACGGCUAGUGUCGGCUAUACAAGAAAUGGAGAAGAAACUGACCUUCGCUAGGGACGAGCGGCUGGGCUACCUGACCUUCUGUCCCUCCAACCUGGGCACCACCCUCCGUGCGUCCGUCCACAUCAAGAUCCCCAAACUUGCCGCCAAGAAAGACUUCAAGAACAUCUGUGAAAAAUACAAGCUGCAAGCAAGAGGUAUCCACGGCGAGCACACCGAGAGCGAGGGCGGCGUCUACGACAUCUCCAACAAACGUCGUCUUGGCCUCUCUGAAAUCCAGGCCGUCCAAGAGAUGGUGACAGGAGUCCAAGAGAUCAUUAAGCUGGAAAGGGAACUCCAGAAAGGAAAGGGGAACAAAUCAUCAUCAUGCGCCAUCUUGUAAGCUCUCCCCUCACCCCUUGUAGAGGCAGCCGCCAUCUUGAUCCAACCAGCGUAUCUGUGCAGCCGCCAUCUUGAAACCAUUGGCCGCCAUUUUGAUUCUACCAGUACGGUGAUCAGGCCGCCAUUUUGAAUGUACCAGUACCUAUAUACGGAUAUCAUUUUGAAACGUCACUCUUACAUGCGCCCUUGAACAUCAUUUCUGUAGUCAAACAAUCUUGUUUGUAUGUCUAUUAAAACAAAGACGUUUAUGUGACAUAAUAGACAUUUUUAUACUGUGGCGGUAUGUUCCGGCUUCAAAGUACCACGUGACAUUCAUAUUUUCUAAGCGUCACCUUUCAAGAUUCAGAAAUAUAUAGAAGUCGGCAGUUAUAAUCCGGACAUCAUCGGUAUGAAAAUGUCUAUUGUUUUACCGGGCUGGUGUGAGUGUGCAGGUGUAUAUUACAAGUCGUAAUGUUAUCGAUUAUUUUUCAAGCAUGCGCACUGCUUGAAUCGGUGACGUCAGUGCCAAAAUAUAUAUGUAUGAAACACCAAUGAUCUUCCUCCAAGUUAGAUAUUCUUCAGCCAAAGAUAACUGUGAAUAAACAUCAAUGCUCUCUUUACGCUAAUGUCGCGAAUGCUUACAGUAAGUACUUCAAUAUUAUAAUGUGUUCGAGUAACAAUGCUUAUAUGCAAUAGAUUAUUAUGCAAGUAAAGCUAAAGUGAAAAUAUGUUAUUGUUAAUAUUGCAAGGAGCAUUUGAUUAUUACACUCAACGAAUACGCUUUCAUUUGUCGCUGGUGUAAAAAUGGAUAUGUGAUGAAUGUAAGCUCUUCAUAGUCGCCGCUUUCAAUACACUGUUAUUUAUUUUUAUAACCUAUAUUGUAUAUAUAGGUUCGGCGCCUUUGACACAAACCCAAUGAUACUGUGACGUCAUCAUUAGUUACAGGAGGCAACUGGUCUCAGUAACUGUAGCUGCGAAAAUACAACCUUUUUUGACACCGAUUAUUACAGACACGUGUGUCAAAGAACGGUACAGAUUAAAAACAGCCUUCGGAGGACCUUACGUAGUCUGUCUCAUAGUCACUGAACUACGUUAUUUUCUCUACUGCCUAGCCCUCCCUGCAAUGCUAAAGCCCAAAUGAAGCAAGUUUAGAUUUCCCCGGGUUCAGGAUCUGAAUCUCCCAACUCACUGGGCUCCUUUUCAGUUUAAAUGGGUUUAUUUGUUACUAUCAAUAUUAAAAUAUAUAUCAAUGUAUAUAAUUCAGGGACUAAGCGUCAGUCUAUAGGUCUUACGCUGAACCACCCGUUGCCAGCAAAAUAGAAAGUUUGCCUUUCCCAGAAUACCCAUUACUCUGCCCUACAGGUCAUGUGGCGAAAUCUAUACUGUUAUAAUAUACCAACAGUUACAUUUAUAUGCAUGUGAUCAAAGAUAAAUCAGUAAACAACGAAGACGAUUAUUUGAAUAUCAUUUGCCGAGCCUUGUUCAACAUCUGAAUAGAGUUUGGGGUCGAAAGGUUGUAUUUUCUCAGCUAUGGAAGUUCUGCUUUAUUGUGUUGAGGAUUAUUUUUCUACCACAAUAUAGCUCAUAUUUUUGCUCUGUUGUUUUAUUAUUCAUUAUACCAAGCGCCUUGCGUCUGUAUUUGUAACCUUUGGUGGCAUUUUUGUCUCUGGUCGCCUUCAUUUCCGCUCAUGCGCAGACGGUAACAUCGCUCAAACAGCGUAUAUAUUUAUGGAUAUGUAUUUUGCUAUUCUUCUAUAUUGGUAUUUCACUUUUAUAAUACUUUUUGUACAUGAUGGUUCUAUUUUUAAUCGUACCAAACUGAAAAUUAGAGAAUAAUUUUGUCCCUCUUUCCCUCUUUAAUUGUUCAUCCUGUAAACCGGAAGAAGUCAUCAGGAGUAUUGGGACUUUGAUAAUUAUAAGUGUUUAGGAUUUUUGUCAAUACAUACAAUAUUAGUUUUGAAAAUAUGCAAAAACACAACACUGUCCAUUUUUUGUAAACAGCUCUUCAAGGAAAGACAUUUAUGAGCCACGACGCGCUUAAGAACAAAGUUGUAUCUUUUAUGUAUGUUGUUUAUGACUAAAUGUCUAAAUGGCUUGGUUGAUAAACGGAGAGAAGGUCUGAUUCUCUCAGUAAAGCCAUGAUUACAUGAAAUAUUACCUAACUCGUUGUGUCGACUGACGUUGGUUAAGUUGGUGCAAUACAAGCAGUUAGUCCUGUUGAAUGCGGUAUGUUCAAUGUGGAAGCGUUUCUAUUUAUUCCCGUAGGUUGUAGAUGCCAGUAAGGUCGGCACAAGCGGUAUAUAGUAUCUCUUUGUAUUUAUUUAUUGCCGGAAUAUAUGUGAUUUUUGUAUUAAUAAUCUCCGAAGACAUGUGAUAUAAUGAUAAGCCCGUCUCUUGUGAACAUUACUCAAAGCGUGUUGUUUCAAUAAAGGAUGCGCGUUGUGUAAAGGCGUCGUGUAAUUUAUUUGUAAUAACAGCUAGCAUGCUAAGAAUAAAAUGGUUGAAACUUCAAAAAAA
Haliotis rubra (blacklip abalone) is the source of this 5197-nucleotide messenger RNA. Its product is annotated as taurocyamine kinase-like. The record is from RefSeq and is a predicted model, not a curated record. The coding region runs from base 534 to 2702 and encodes 722 amino acids. The transcript has 12 exons. Gene Ontology annotation, biological process: phosphocreatine biosynthetic process. Gene Ontology annotation, molecular function: creatine kinase activity. NCBI's taxonomy places the organism in Eukaryota, Metazoa, Mollusca, Gastropoda, Lepetellida, Haliotidae.